Messenger RNA from Pipra filicauda (Wire-tailed manakin), 6578 nucleotides. It is a transcript of the gene ATP2B4, whose product is annotated as ATPase plasma membrane Ca2+ transporting 4. Gene Ontology annotation, cellular component: membrane; intracellular membrane-bounded organelle. The transcript is spliced from 22 exons. Lineage: Eukaryota; Metazoa; Chordata; Aves; Passeriformes; Pipridae. Gene Ontology annotation, molecular function: PDZ domain binding; P-type calcium transporter activity; ATP binding. The record is from RefSeq and is a predicted model, not a curated record. Bases 352 to 3891 code for a protein of 1179 amino acids. Gene Ontology annotation, biological process: calcium ion transmembrane transport; regulation of cytosolic calcium ion concentration.
GCACGGCACGGGGGUUGCCAUGACAAGCAUUUUCUCCCGUUAGCUCCGGGACCGUUCCCCCUCCAUCCCAUGGCCAGCCGGGGGGGCUCCGCCGCCAGCCGGGCGCCGCGGGAGCUGAGCCGCUCCAGUUGCUGUGGUAUCCAGGGAGCCCUCCUCCUCCUGCAGGAGAUGCACGCUGGUCGUUGCUAAGGUCGCCUCCGCGGUAACAUGCACAUCCUGUUUACACCUCUAUCCGGAGAAGUUGGGCUCGGUUAGAGGCACCUGCUCCCCCAGGGAAGGGGCCGCACGGAGCGUCCCCCCCCCGCCGGACCCUUGAGGGAGCCGCGAGCCGGCGUCGGCAUCACCGGCACCAUGACGAACAACGUGGCCGACCACCACCCCGGCAACUCGGUCGCCGAAGGCAACCAUGAGGGGGACUUCGGGUGCUCCAUGGUGGAGCUCAGGAACCUCAUGGAGCUGCGGAGCGCCGAGGCGGUGGCCCGGCUCAACGACUCCUACGGCGGCGUGCAGAACGUCUGCAAGAGGCUCAAGACGUCGCCCGUCGAAGGCCUGUCCGGGAACCCGACCGACCUGGAGAAGAGGCGGCAGGUCUUCGGCCAGAACUUCAUUCCUCCCAAAAAGGCCAAGACGUUCCUGCAGUUAGUGUGGGAGGCACUCCAGGACGUCACGCUGAUCAUCUUGGAAAUCGCAGCCAUAAUCUCCUUGGGCCUGUCCUUCUACCACCCCCCGGGUGGGGACAAUGAACUGUGUGGGCAGUCGACGGGCGGCGUGGAGGACGAGGGCGAGGCGCAGGCCGGCUGGAUCGAGGGGGCAGCCAUCCUGUUCUCCGUGAUCAUCGUGGUGCUGGUGACCGCCUUCAACGACUGGAGCAAGGAGAAGCAAUUCCGGGGCCUCCAGAGCCGCAUCGAGCAGGAGCAGAAGUUCACGGUGAUCCGCAAGGGGCAGGUGAUCCAGAUCCCGGUGGCCGAGAUCGUGGUGGGAGACAUCGCACAGAUCAAGUACGGUGAUCUCUUGCCAGCGGACGGGAUCCUGAUCCAGGGCAAUGACCUGAAAAUAGACGAGAGCUCGCUGACUGGGGAGUCAGACCAAGUCAAGAAAUCCAUGGACAAAGACCCCAUGCUGCUCUCAGGUACCCACGUGAUGGAGGGCUCUGGCAGGAUGGUGGUGACUGCCGUGGGUAUCAACUCCCAGACAGGGAUCAUCUUCACUCUCUUGGGUGCGGGAGAAGGAGACGAGGAGAAGAAAGUGAAGAAAGGUAAAAAAAGCGGAGCCCCCGAAAACCGCAACAAAGCUAAAACUCAGGAUGGUGUGGCCUUAGAAAUUCAGCCCCUGAAGAGCCAGGAAGGGGUGGAAAAUGAGGAGAAGGAGAAGAAGAAGGUGAAGGUGCCCAAGAAGGAGAAGUCUGUGCUGCAAGGGAAGCUCACGCGCCUGGCGGUGCAGAUCGGGAAGGCAGGGCUGAUCAUGUCAGCCAUCACCGUCAUCAUCCUGGUGCUGUACUUCGUGAUCGACACGUUCGGGGUGCAGAAGCGGCCCUGGCUGGCCGAGUGCACCCCCAUCUACAUCCAGUACUUCGUCAAGUUCUUCAUCAUCGGGGUCACCGUGCUGGUGGUGGCCGUGCCCGAGGGGCUCCCGCUGGCCGUCACCAUCUCCCUGGCCUACUCUGUGAAGAAAAUGAUGAAGGACAACAACCUGGUGAGGCACUUGGACGCGUGCGAGACCAUGGGCAACGCCACGGCCAUCUGCUCGGACAAGACGGGCACGCUGACCAUGAACCGCAUGACCGUGGUGCAGGCCUACGUGGGGGACACCCACUACCGCCAGAUCCCCGACCCCGAAGCCAUCCUGCCCAAAAUCCUGGACCUCAUCGUCCACGGCGUCGCCAUCAACUCGGCCUACACGUCCAAGAUCCUGCCGCCCGAGAAGGAAGGGGGGCUGCCCCGGCAGGUGGGGAACAAGACGGAGUGUGCCCUGCUGGGCUUCGUGCUGGACCUGAAGCAGGAUUACCAGGCCGUGCGCAACGAGGUGCCCGAGGAGAAGCUCUACAAGGUCUACACCUUCAACUCCGUGCGCAAGUCCAUGAGCACGGUGCUGAAGAACAGCAACGGCGGCUUCCGCAUGUACAGCAAGGGCGCCUCCGAGAUCAUCCUCCGCAAGUGCACCAAGAUCCUGGACAAGAACGGCGACCCCCGGGUGUUCAAGGUGAAGGACCGGGACGAGAUGGUGAAGAAGGUGAUAGAGCCCAUGGCCUGCCACGGGCUGAGGACCAUCUGCCUGGCCUUCCGGGACUUCCCUGGGGACGCUGAGCCCGACUGGGACAGCGAGAACGAGAUCCUGUCUGACCUGACCUGCAUCGCCGUGGUGGGCAUCGAGGACCCUGUGCGGCCAGAGGUGCCAGAUGCCAUCCAGAAGUGCCAGCGUGCGGGGAUCACCGUCCGGAUGGUGACAGGGGACAACAUCAACACUGCCCGUGCCAUCGCCACCAAGUGUGGCAUCCUGCUGCCAGGGGAGGACUUCCUGUGCCUGGAGGGGAAGGAGUUCAACCGGCUCAUCCGCAACGAGAAGGGAGAGGUGGAACAGGAGCAGCUGGACAAGAUCUGGCCCAAGCUGCGGGUGCUCGCCCGCUCCUCCCCCACUGACAAGCACACUCUGGUGAAAGGAAUUAUCGACAGCACCGUUGGUGACCAGAGGCAGGUGGUGGCCGUGACCGGGGACGGGACCAACGAUGGCCCAGCCUUGAAGAAAGCAGAUGUUGGCUUUGCCAUGGGCAUCGCGGGCACGGACGUGGCCAAGGAGGCCUCGGACAUCAUCCUCACGGACGACAACUUCACCAGCAUCGUCAAGGCCGUCAUGUGGGGCCGCAACGUCUACGACAGCAUCUCCAAGUUCCUGCAGUUCCAGCUGACUGUGAACGUCGUGGCCGUCAUCGUGGCCUUCACGGGCGCCUGCAUCACCCAGGACUCCCCCUUGAAGGCUGUGCAGAUGCUGUGGGUGAACCUGAUCAUGGACACCUUUGCCUCCUUGGCCCUGGCCACAGAGCCCCCCUCUGAGUCCCUGCUGCUGCGCAAGCCCUACGGCCGCAACAAGCCGCUCAUCUCCCGCACCAUGAUGAAGAACAUCCUGGGCCACGCCGUGUACCAGCUCACCAUCAUCUUCACACUGCUCUUCGCAGGGGAGAAGUUCUUUGACAUCGACAGCGGCCGGAACGCGCCGCUGCACUCGCCGCCCACCGAGCACUACACCAUCGUCUUCAACACCUUCGUCAUGAUGCAGCUCUUCAACGAGAUCAACGCCCGCAAGAUCCACGGCGAGAGGAACGUCUUCGAGUCCAUCUACCGCAACCCCAUCUUCUGCACUGUGGUGCUGGGCACCUUUGCAGCCCAGAUUGUCAUCGUGGAGUUUGGUGGGAAGCCUUUCAGCUGCUCUGGGCUCACCCUGAGCCAGUGGUUCUGGUGUAUUUUUAUCGGAGUUGGGGAGCUCCUGUGGGGCCAGCUGAUCUGCACUGUCCCAACCAGCCACCUGAAGUUCCUGAAGGAAGCUGGGCACGGCAUCACCAAGGAGGAGAUCCCAGAGGAGGAGCUGCCUGAAGACGUGGACGAGAUCGACCACGCCGAGAUGGAGCUGCGGCGUGGGCAGAUCCUGUGGUUCAGGGGUCUCAACAGGAUACAGACACAGAUGGACGUAGUUUACACAUUCCAGACCGGCGCCUCCUCUUUGCAGGGAGCCCUCAGGAGACAGCCUUCCAUCGUGAGCCAGCACCACGAUGUAAAAAAUGUUUCUAGCCCAACCCAUGUAGCUCUUUCCUCCGUCAAUUCCACUCCCACCACUUCUGCUGUUGCUGCUGCUGCUGCAUCUCCUCCUGCGGGCAAUCAAGGUGGUGAAUGCGUUCCGUAGCUCCCUGUACGAAGGCCUCGAGAAACCCGAAUCCAGAAGCUCCAUCCAUAACUUCAUGACUCACCCAGAGUUCAUCCUGGAGGAAGACGAGCCUCGAACACCAUUCCUUGACGGCGCUGAAGACGACCCCGAGACUGACGGGCUCCCGACGCGCGGCGGGGGGAGCCCGGGCGGGCCUCCAGCCCUGAACAGAAAUAACAAUGCAGUGGACAGCGAUCGAGCUGAGCUCUCCGUCCCGGAGCCCGAGAGCCCCUUCCACAGCCUGGAGACAUCGGUUUGACCUUAGAACUUGGAACCCCUCCCCUCCUCCUCCUCCUCCUCCUCCUCCACCUCGGCCCCUCGCCCGGUGUGACGUCGGCACCAGUAACUGCUCACACCUCGUGUCAAACUGCUCAUACGUAUAUCAGUGGGGUGGGUUUUUUUCGGGGGGGGGGGUUUAUUUGUUUUCCUUCGUUUCGUUUUGUUGUUUUUGGGUUUUUUGGGGUUUGUUUUUUUACCAUGGUUUAGCAGUGGGAACCAGAGUGCCACGAUGCUGGGCGCUGGGGAGAGAGGCUAAGCCAAAAAGUUGUGCCAUCUCCAUCCCUCGUUUUCAGUGGUACUCGCCCGGGUGAAGCAGCCAGGUUCUUUCCUCUCCAAGAGUUGGGCUCCAGGCGUGUCUGUCUGUUGGGGGUUUUCACUUUGCAAAAUGCAUGAUCAAAGGAAAUUCGAGUUGGUGUAGUCUUACGUGCCCACCCUCAGCCCGAGGGCUGGGCUGCACUUGUGACUUUUAUUUUAUUUCUUUUUUUUUCCACUUGUGGUUUUUUGGGGUUUUCUUCUAACGUUGGGGUUUGUUCUUUGCUCGUGGGAUUUGCCCCCAGGAACUCUGCAGUGGGAAGUGGGGGCAGUCAGCACUCCAGUGCAAAAACUAAGAAAUAAACAACAAAACCCAGCCAGGGGAAGGUGUUUACUCGCAGGUUGAGGGAUACAGGGAUGUGCACCAGUCUUCCACCUUGAAAAAUGGUACCUGACCUUUCCAGCUCCUCUUCUGAGUGUCCACACACACUUUUCUCUCUCUGUUUCCAAAUUGGUAGAUGAGGAAUGAAGGUGACUUGGCUGUAACUUUGCUGGAUGGAAAAGAUUCUGAUUUUUCUACAAAGGUGGAGGUGAACUGGCAGUGAAAAGGUGGUGGGGGAAAAAAAACGCCACUGUUGUGAGAAAUGUGGCUCCUUCCUGGGGAAUCUUAAGAGAGGCCUCUCUGCUGCUCUUGAUCAGGUGUGAAACUCUUGGUGAGAGCUUUGCCAGGGUUUUACAGCUCCUGCCUUCGAGAGCAGAGGGAUUUCUGCCCAUUCUGGCUUUUCUGUGCUGUUGGGUUAAAUAAUCCUUCAGCCUUGGAGUAGCAGCUCCAGUGAACUGCUGAGGAACCUCAGAGCUGUGCCCACCAGAAGCUUUACCAGGCUGAACAGAGAACAGGCAUCGGGGCACUGAGGGCACAGUGGGCCAACUCCCAGGUCAUGGAAGGGAUGAAUUAGGGAUGAAUUGUCUCGUUAUCCCAUGGAAGGGGGGGGAGGCUCCAUGGCCAGUGGAGGACCCUUGGCUUCCUGGAGCUGCUUUGCCAGAGGAGGUGGCAGUUGCUUGGUUGGCUGCAGAUCUUCCAGAGAAGGUGCUGCUGGAGGCUCGACCUCACUUGCUGCUUUUUUGGAGGUCAUCUCUUCACCCUGUGUCCUGCCUCACCUCCACCUCUUGGAACCUUUUAGGGAGAGUCCUGUUUUUUGGAGCAGAGGCCCCGGUUGGCUCCGAACUGUCCCUCUGGUGAUCCAUGGCCCCGAGCAGGAGGCAGGAUUUGCUUUGCUUGAGUCCCUUCCCCAGGGUUGUGGCCCCGGGCAGGCAGGGCCAGAGGAAGCUCUGCUGCCUUCCUUCUCUCCUCCAUCCCAGAGGAAGCUCUGCUGCCUUCCUUCUCUCCUCCAUCCCAGAGGAAGCUCUGCUGCCUUCCUUCUCUCCUCCAUCCCAGAGGAAGCUCUGCUGCCUUCCUUCCCUCCUUCAUCCUGUUUGGCCCGGUUGGAAGCAGAGAGAACCUGGUUGUAACUGGCUGUACAAUGUCGUCUUUGCCCAGCUCCACCCCUGGGAGCAGCGGGGUUUUAGGGGCAGGGUGGGCUGGGCUGGUUUCUUCUUUCCUUUCCUUUCAGAACGCACAGCAGAAUCUCCCGUGCCUUCUCCGAGCACUGCCUGCAGCACCUCCUGCCACGCCAGGGCCCAGUACUUUGCCAAGAAAUAAGUGUUCCUUAAACCACAACACAAACCAAGUGUCUUUGUUUUGUUUCCAGCCCAGCCCCGACCCCGUCCCUUCCUCGGGGUGGGAGGAGGGAAGGAUGAGCCGCCCCAUCCCUGCCCCAGGUAGCUGAGGAAAGGUCCUUCUCCCCCCCUCGUGCCUGGGUGCUGGCGAGGGGUGAAGGUUGGGCUCUACACUGCCAACAGCCAGAAGAAAUUGCCACCACUGCCCAUCCCAAAUUCAGUGUCAACCCCCUCCCUGCCCAUCGCUGCCCUCCCCUCCCCAAAACCCACCGUGGGCAGGACCUUUGGGGGGGGAGUGUGGGUGGUUCUUGGGUUAAACACGAGUUGGUGACAGGAAAGACCGAAGGGGAGGGGAGGCGGGUGGUUGUGGGGUUUGGUUCUGUACUAAAAGGUGACAUUGCUUAAAAACAAAAAAAAAA